GGGGCUCAUGGGGCCUCGCACACGCGUCGGCCCUGGUGUCCCGGCCUCAGACAAUGUCAUGAGACCACUGUGAUGUCACAAGACCACUGUCAUAAGACCACUGUGAUGUCAUAGAACCCAGACGAUGUCAUGAGACCACUGUGAUGUCAUGGAACCCAAACGAGACCAUGAGACCAUUGUGAUGUCAUAAGGCCACUGUGAUGUCAUGGAAUCCAGACGGUGUCAUAAGACCACUAUGAUGUCAUAAGACCACAGUGAUGUCAUAAGACCAUGAUGAUGUCAUGAGGCCAUUGCGAUGUCACAGAGCUCAGAUGAUGUCAUAGAAUCUACAUGAUGUCAUGAGAUCACUGUGAUGUCAGAAUACAGAUGAUGAUAUGAGACCACUGUGAUGUCAGAAUACAGAUGAUGUUAUAAGACCACUGGGAUGUCAUAGAAUACAGAUGAUGUUAUGAGACCACUGGGAUGUCAUAGAACUCAGAUGUGUGAUGUCAUAGAACUUAGAUGAUGUCCUGAGACCCCUGUGAUGUCACAGAGCCCAGAUGAUGUCCUGAGACCUCUGAGACUCCGACUCCUCCUUCCCUUCCUCCUUCUCCUCCUCCAACUUGUCCUUCAUCCUCUUUCCAUUCCUCCUCCUCCUCCUUCCCUAGUUCCUAAUCCUCCUCCUCCUCUUCCUCCUCCUCCUCCUUCUCCUUCUCCUCUUCAUCUUCCUUCUCCUCCUUCUCCUCAUCCUCGUGGUCCUCCUCCUCCUCCUCCUCUUCCUCCUCCUUCCCUUCCUCCUCCUCCUCCUUUUCCUCUUCCUCCUCCUCCUUUUCCUCCUUCCCUUCCUCCUCCUCCUCAUCCUCCUCCUCCUCGUCCUCCUCUUCCUCCUCCUCGUCCUCUUCCUCCUCCUCCUACUUCUCUUCCUCCUCCUCCUCUUCCUACUCCUACUCCUUCUCCUCCUUCUCCUCCUCCUCCUUCUCCUUCUCCUCCUCCUCCUCCUUCUCCUCCUCAUUCACCUCCUCCUCCUUCUCCUCCUUCUCCUCCUCCUCCUCCUUCUCCUCCUCCUCCUCCUCCCCCUCCUCCUCCUUCUCCUUGUCCUCCUUCUCCUCCUUUACCUCCUCCUCUUCCUCCUUUUCCUCUUCCUCCUCCUCCUUCUGUUCCUCCUCCUCCUCUUCCUCCUUUUCCUCCUCCUACUUUGCCGCCUCCUCCUCCUUAUCCUCCUCCUGGUUCUCCUCCUCCUUCCCUUCUUCCUCCUCCUUCCCUUCCUCCUCCUCCUCCUCUUCCUCCUCCUGCUCCUCCUCCUCCUCCUUCUCCUCCUCCUCCUCCUAUUCCUCCUUUUCCUCCUCCUUCUUCUCCUCCUCCUCCUUUUACUCCUCCCCCUCCUCCCCCUCCUCCUCCUCCUCCUCCUCCUCCUCCUCCUUAUUCUCCUCCGCUUCCUCCUCCUUCUCCUCCUCCUCCUCGUUCUCCUCCUCCUCGUUUUCUUCCUCCUCCUUCUCCCCCUCCUCCUCCUUCUCCUCCUCCUCCACCUCCUCCUCCUUCUUAUUCUCUUCCUCCUCCCCCUCCUCCUCCUUCUCCUCCUACUGCUCCUCCUCCUCCUCCUCCUUCCAGUCCUCCUCCUCCUCCUCCUCCUUCCAGUCCUCCUCCUCCUCCUCCUCCUUCCAGUCCUCCUCCUCCUUCUCCUCUCCCUCUUCAUCCUUCUCCUCCUCCUCCUCCUCCUCCUCCUCCUCCUCCUUAUUCUCCUCCGCUUCCUCCUCCUCCUCCUCCUCCUUGUCCUCCUCCUCCUCCUCGUUUUCUUCCUCCUCCUUCUCCCCCUCCUCCUCCUUCUCCUCCUCUUCCUUCUCCUUCUCCUCAUUCUCUUCCUCCUCCUCCUCUUCCUCCUCCUCCUCCUCCUCCUCCUCCUCCUCCUCCUCCUCCUCCUUCUCCUCCUCCUCCUCCUCCUCCUCCUCCUCCUCCUCCUUUUCCUCCUCCUCCCCCGUCUCCUUUUCCUCCUCCUCCUCCUCCUCCUUUUACUCCUCCCCCUCCUCCCCCUCCUCCUCCUCCUCCUCCUCCUCCUCCUCCUUCCCUUCCUCCUCCUUCUCAUCCUCCUCCUCCACAUCCUCCUCCUCUUCCUUCUCCUUCUCUUCCUCCUUGACCUCCUCUUCCUCCUCCUCCUCCUUCUCUUCUCCUCCUCCUCCUCCUUCUCCUCCUCCUCCUUCUCCCCUCCAACUGUUCUUCCUCCUCCUCCUUAUUCUCCUCCGCUUCCUCCUCCUUCUCCUCCUCCUCCUCGUUCUCCUCCUCCUCGUUUUCUUCCUCCUCCUUCUCCCCCUCCUCC
Molecule: messenger RNA, 2290 nt
Organism: Meriones unguiculatus (Mongolian gerbil)
Lineage: Eukaryota; Metazoa; Chordata; Mammalia; Rodentia; Muridae
Product: basic proline-rich protein-like
Source: RefSeq, a predicted model, not a curated record